Artibeus jamaicensis (Jamaican fruit-eating bat) is the source of this 2342-nucleotide messenger RNA. RefSeq names its product zinc finger protein 444 (gene ZNF444). NCBI's taxonomy places the organism in Eukaryota, Metazoa, Chordata, Mammalia, Chiroptera, Phyllostomidae. Gene Ontology annotation, molecular function: DNA-binding transcription factor activity, RNA polymerase II-specific; RNA polymerase II cis-regulatory region sequence-specific DNA binding. The transcript is spliced from 9 exons. The coding region runs from base 745 to 1725 and encodes 326 amino acids. The record is from RefSeq and is a predicted model, not a curated record. Gene Ontology annotation, biological process: regulation of transcription by RNA polymerase II.
AAGGGCACCGGGGAAGCUCCUGGGGGUGCUUCUCAGGGUUAUUGGAGUGGGGAGUAGUCCGAGAAGGCUUCAAAGAAGAGGCAGCACUUAAACUCCGAGGCAACUGUCCAUCCCGCGAAAUGGACCCUGGAUAUGUGUGACUUGUCACUUCUGGGUUCAAGAAUAGAGCAGCUCCAGGGGACAUACUAUUUCACAUAGAGGAAGUUGGGAGAUCUUCCAGUGAGGAUUAAAAAAAACACCCCAGAAAUUCCGCCAGAUGCUACAACAAGGAUGAACCUGGAAGACGUCAAACUCCACGAAACAACAGUCACAUAAAGGACAACUAAUAUGUGACUCCCCAGUGUCACCGGACGGGGACCGGCCUGGAGCGUGUGGGUUCUUGACUUUGUGCAGGAAUGAUUUCGCAACACGAGUCCAGGUGAGAAUCUUAGGGGAGGGUUUAGCAGAAUAUUCAUCGGCUUUCCAGAGAGAAGGAAAGGAGGAAGAAAGAGAAGGAGAGAAACAUGAAUGUGUGGUUGCCUCUCAUGUGGCCCCCACUGGGAACCCGGCCCCCAACCCAGGCAUGUGCCCUGACUGGGAAUCGAACCAGCGACCCCUUGGUUCACAGCUUGCGCUCAAUCCACUGAGCUACGCCAGCCAGGGCUCCAGAUGGAGCCUACAGGACCUGGGCAUGGAUAUGAUGUCGGGGGUGAUGGAACAGGACAAUGAGUAGUGCUGUGGUCGCCCUGGGGUCUGCCCGCCCCCAUGGAGGCUCCGUCCCCGCAGCCCGUGAAGCAGGAGGUCCAGGCCGCUGAGGUCCUGGCCCUGGACUCGCCGUGGCACCGUUUCCGCCACUUCCACCUGGGCGACGCGCCGGGCCCCCGUGAGGCGCUGGGCCUGCUGCGUGCGCUGUGCCGAGACUGGCUGCAGCCCGAGGUGCGCACCAAGGAGCAGAUGCUGGAGCUGCUGGUGCUGGAGCAGUUCCUGAGCGCCUUCCCCGCGGACGUCCAGGCCUGGGUGUGCAGCCGGCGGCCGCAGAGCGGCGAGGAGGCCCUGGCCCUGCUGGAGGAGCUCUGGGGACCAGCAAUGAGGGCCCCUCGGGAUGUGACGGACGGCUCCAGGGUCGGCCUCCAAAAAGAAGAUGGGGUGACUCCAUUAGGAGAUGCUGCCCCAGGGACUGAGGAGCCGGCCAUGGGGGACGCCCAGGCCACACGCCCCUACAAGCAGGAGCCGGGCAGCCCCCAGCUGGACCCGCCGGCCUUGCCUGCGCCUGGCCUGCCCACCUGCCUGGCCUCUGCAGGCACCGUGUCCUGCCCGGAGUGCGGCAAGGCCUCCCUGAAGCCUGCGCACCUGCUGCGCCACCGGCAGAGCCACUCGAGCGAGAAGCCGCACGCCUGCCCCGAGUGCGGCAAGGCCUUCCGGCGGAAGGAGCACCUGCGGCGGCACCGCGGCACGCACCCCAGCAUCCCCGGGCCAGCCCUGCGCCCGCUGCCCGCCCGCGAGAAGCCGCACGCCUGCUGUGAGUGCGGCAAAACCUUCUACUGGCGCGAGCACCUGGUGCGCCACCGCAAGACACACUCGGGCGCGCGGCCAUUCGCCUGCUGGGAGUGCGGCAAGGGCUUUGGGCGCCGGGAGCACGUGCUGCGCCACCAGCGCAUCCAUGGCCGCGCGGCCAGUGCCACGGGCACACCCGGCGCGCCGGGGCCCGAGGGCGGGGGGCCCUUCCCGCCAUGGCCCCUGGGGUAGCUGUCUAUCUCCAGGACCUGCUCCUCGCCUCUCCUUUCCCUUGUUUAAACCUCAAGUGUCCAAUGCCCCAGUUCUCAGUUCCUUCCUAGUUUUUUCUGUGCUGAACUUCAUUUUCUGGUUCAGCUCCCCUUCUUCCAACCCUCCCGACCUCCCAUCCAGUCCCACCCUGUGAAAGGUGCUUCCACACUGUACCCUCCUCUCCCCGCCGCCUCUUCUCUCCACCUGCCCUGUACCCAGGGAGGGCAGAAAGGUGGGCCGGGAGCCACAAAGAGGAGCAGCAGGCAGGCUCCUGGGUGGAGAGGAGGCUGAAGACAGGGGCUAGGUCUUGUUCCUAGGAGACCCCCACAGGGCAGAUUGGGGGGCAAGGGAGGGGUCUGGCUGUGGGCUUCUUGGUCUCCCUCCUCCCUGUGCCCCAGGAAAGUAGAUGGACAGAGAUGCCUGCUCUGGGGGGGGGGGGGGCACGUUGGAAGCGAUGAUUCACCAGCAUCUGCAGAGCAAUAAAGUCACUGAUGAGGUGCACAGCCAGAGUCCCAGGUUCUGUCGUGGGGCCGCUCUCCAGGGCCGUCUCUGGGGAGAGGUUCUCUGGAACUCCCCAGCUGGGAGAGGCCCUGGGAGCC